Metarhizium robertsii ARSEF 23 is the source of this 1230-nucleotide messenger RNA. RefSeq lists its product as uncharacterized. The transcript is spliced from 2 exons. The record is from RefSeq and is a predicted model, not a curated record. Lineage: Eukaryota; Fungi; Ascomycota; Sordariomycetes; Hypocreales; Clavicipitaceae. Bases 1 to 1230 code for a protein of 409 amino acids.
AUGCAUCCAGACUGGCCAGAAUCCGACGCCGAUUUGGUGCCACUUCCACAAUGCCUUGGCCCCAAGCUCAAGCCCUUUGACUUUCUCGGCCCUCAAAAGAUUAACUUUCUUGAAUACCUGGGGCAGGGCCUGCAUUCAUUUGUGUUCAAGGUCGAAAUUCUUGGGCACAUCUACGCCUUGAAACUCUUUAGGUUUGACUACGUCGAUGAAUGGAUAGGCACAGCAGAAACCUUCGAUAAGAACGAUACUAUUGCUUUGAACGUCAUGUACAAUUAUUCAGAGGCAUUCAACUGUGAAUGCCGCAGCUUUGGCCGUCUUCAAGAAGCGGGCUACGAGGAGCUGGCAGUCAAAUGCUUUGGCUACCUACUCCUCGACGAAGAACACGAACGAAUCAUGAUGGACAAGUUCAGUCAUGUUGACCUCGAGUUUAAUGGAAAUGUCUAUGCUUCAGGGUGUGAUGACGUACGCGCGAGCUUUACAGGCAAAAGUGGUAGGCCUCCCCCCAUCCGGGGCAUCGUCAAAGAAUUCGGUUUGGAGGCAAAGAAUCUAAAAACAAAGGACAUGCGCAAAGUCCUUCAAGACAUCAAGCGGUUUCACCAGCUCGGCAUCAUCGGCCUCGAUGUGGCUGAUCGACAGCUUAUCAACGGCAAGCUCUGCGACUUUAGCACGGCCAUUACUGUCCCUCACUUCAUCACGACUCCCGAGCUAAGCCCAUAUCUUCCGCCUGUUGCCCCGCCCGCCAUGGCAUAUGAAACCUUUAUAAUAACCAUGAAUGAUUAUUGGGAAUUUGAUGACAUGGUGCAACUAUGGAAUGAGGAGCAUGAGGACCAGAAGACUGAAAUCGCAGUUCGUGCGUUCCCUAGCGGACGUGGCUGCCGAAUCGACUACAACCUACGAAGCACGCCAUCCAGGGACCGUGUUUAUACUUUCGUUGACCCAAGGCGGUACAAUUGGAAGGCGUUGGGUGCUAGCCCAGAGCCGGCCACGAGUAGAACACGGCACGGUCCAAGGACAAGACAGAGGACCAAGUCCUGCAGUGCAACAAAUUCGAGAGGAGCCACGUCAAAACCGCGCAUUCGGCUUGAUAACUGGCCACCUCGAUGGUACUUGGAUUGUAAAAAAGAGACGGCGGCCCGUUUGAAAAAGCAAACAUCCUUUGCGUACAAACUCAGAUGGCAUGCCAACAAUGGCCUGAUAUAUCCAAUGCCCGUCGUGGUAGGGGGCAGGUGA